CUCUUACUGAGAAGGACACUGCAAAGGGCACUCAAUAUGCUUGACACUACUAAAGUGGUGCAAAAGCUAACUGCUCGGGACUUCUGCACUCCACACCACCAAACAGAUUCAGAUCUGACUGGGACAUUAUUUCACAAUGGAGGACUUUGAAUACAGUGUGCACAUCUCAGAGCAAGACUGGAACUCUUUUUUUCAGGAGUGUGAGGACUGCAACCUAUUCUCUCCAGUACUUGCCAGCCGAGAGGACUCUGGCAUGAGUGAUAUUGAUGAAUUGGGGUGCCACUUUCUAGAAAGUACCUCACCUCCAGAUGCAGCAUCCACAGAGCCUGAUUCAAACCUUCAGAUAGAUGGCCCACUAGAGGGUUCUCCUGUGGAUGCUUACCUCAACAAGUAUGGAAUUUGUAGUUCAGGCCAAGUUCUUUCCGGUAGUGAGGAGGACUUGGACCUUCAGACAGUCAAUGUGUUCUUUGAGAAGUUGAGAUGUGCCACAGUAGAUAAACAGCCCUUAGAACAAAGCCAUGUUGUAAAUUGGGUAAGUGAGAAGAUGGACCAUCUGGAAGGUUUGAUUGAUAAGCAGGAUAUGUUGUCUGUAGAUGUUUGUCCAUCUGGCAAAAAUGAAGCCAAACUUAAAGGAGAAAUCACUAAGCAGGGCGAAGCUAAUACCUGGGGCAAUGUAGCCUUGGAAAAAGCUGUAGAGCCCACAUCUACUAAUGCACAAGAAAAUGCACCAACGUCCUCUGACAGAGAGCUAGUUACUGGAGAGGAGUCAUUGUCACUUCCACUAAUUACAGUAGGACUGAAACAGGAGCAGGAGGGAAGGUGUGGUGAUCUCAUCAAAGAGCUGAAACCUGAAGCAAAGCCUCCAGACAAAGGGAAAAUGCCACCUAUGGUGGUGGUUAAUAUGAUAGAUAUGACUGACCAAAAUCCAGCAAGACAAAACAUUGCUCAGUUGGAUAGUGGAAGCAGUUCAGACUCAAAAGACUCACCAGUCACUCAGAUCCCAGUGUCACCAUCCAAUCUAAGGAGAAAAAGGAGGAAGAAGAGGAUGAGUAUUCAGCCAGUAGAGCUAGGUCAUGGAUAUGAGGCUCAGUUCCAGGUCCGUCAUAGGGAAUCCGAGGAAGAGAGAAUUUUUCAAGGAGAAGAGAUAAACAACCUCCCUUUAAAUGUCACAAAAUCAGAACGCUUAUCAUUUAAAAGAAUUAAAACCCAUUCAACACCACAUACUGCUGAUACUUUUAGAGCUAAUUUACUGCUAAGCAGCACUUUUGCUUUCAAGGCUUCAGCUGACUUAAAGUCUUCAAAAAGCUUGCCAGUUUCUUUCACAACAUCUAAUUUAGGCAUUGAACAUACAAGCACUUAUGAUAUUUCCAAAAGCAUGAAUGACCUUUCACUUUCAAACCAUGGAAAAUUGAAAACAAAAGUUUGUGACUUUUCUUCAUUACCCAAGACUGAUAAAGUUCUCAAUUCACAAGAAAGUGAUAUUGUAUUAAAUAUAACAGAAUCGCUACCAUCUGGUCCUGUCAUACACAGAGAGACAAACUGUUCGCCAACUUGGAGCAGGACUGGUAUUAGAAAAACCUUAUCAGUGCCUCUAAGUGAUAAUUCUGAUGCAGGAUGUCAAAGGAAAUCCUUAUUAUCUCCUAACAUUUCCAUUGCAGCUGAUUCAAAAGAGACACCUUCCCUUCUAGUCUUGUCUGACUUGACUGCAUACCAAGAUUUAUCCUGUUUAAGAAAUGAGAUUGACUGCUCUACCUUUAAAAAUGAGCAACACUUGCUAAGCAAUAUGGCAGGAAUUUCUGACAUCAAACAAAGCAGCUUGUUUUUAACUGCAAGCAAAGGUGGAAUAGAAUCUUGCUCGGAUGAAAACAGUCCAAAAACAUUUACUUGUUCACAGGAUACUCUGCAAAAAAGUAAAGCCUUUACUCAAAUGGAUGCUCUAGAAUCUCAAAGCCAUUCAACUGCCAAAAUACACAUGAUUUUUCCAAAGACUGAGUGCCAUAUGCCUGAUAAUUGUGUCAUAUCUGAUGAUGGAAAAGAUGGGGCUCAUUUUCAAAGCAGAAAUAAGCAGAGUAGUAAAGUAUUAAUUGUGGAUGCCCAACCCAUAAGGCCAAGGAAUACAACUGAUGAAUCAGACGGUAAAGGAGACAUGAGUGUAAAUGAAUUUGACAAGUCAUACCAUGCUGUAGCAGACAGGAUUGAAGGUUACCACUUACUUUGUGGUAAGCCCACCAGAUCAAGUGAAUACGUAAGUGGAGAUGAAAUUAAGGAAGAAAGUAAGAUUCUCAGUGAAGAUGCUACUCAGAAUACUCUAGCUGAUGUGUCAGAAUUGCCUCAUAAUACAGUUGCUGAAAUGCAGGAGAUAUCCGCAUAUUGUCUUGAUUUAAAAACUGAAGCCAAAGAUCCAGAGAGUGUUGUUCUUGAUGCUGCAGAUCAAAUUCCAUGUCCUGUGUAUGCUAUCUCCUCCUUCUGGAAUGAAAUGGAAAAAUUGACUAUAAAUGACAUUUUGCGGCUACGGUUAAUUGGUAAUGCCCAAUACCCCAGUGUUCUGACCCAACCAGAGGAUGGGAGCAUCGUAGACACUACAGAUGCUGCAGACUCUGGUUAUUUUACACAACCAGAUGACCCUAAGCAAGAUCGCUUAAGUGGAGACAUGUCUUUCAUAUCUGAUUUGGAUGAAGACAUUGCACAGCUUCAAACCCAACUUUCUUUGAAGCAAGUAGAUGAGUCUUGUCAGUUUCCUAGCUCUUGCAGUGUGACAUGGGAGAAUGAUCCAGAUCCAGUGGUCAUGGGUGAAGAUAUUGUGCUCCCAGGUUCUAAAACUGUUCUUCCUGAACCUCUCUUUACAGUUAAUGCUCAACAGUGCUUUAGAAAAAUGUGUAAGAAUGUUAGUGUGCAGAACCUGCAAGCUCUAGAGGCUCAACCAAUCAGACGAAUGCAGAGAAAUGCUUCUUUGCAUUCAAUCCAUUCAGAGGUAGAAGAUAACUUAAUGGAUCCCUUUUACCAUGUGGACACCUCCCUCCCAAUGAGCCAAUCUGAUGAUGAGGAAAUGGAAAGUAGUGGUGUCACUUUUUCUGAAAUAAUCCAGUAUUUCUUUGGAGCAGAUGAACCUGAACAUUGUGCAUCUCGUGCAGACAACAUAGCAGCCUCAUACCUUGAUGGAACAGGCACUUCUGUGGCUGAGAUGUAUGACCAUUUCUUCUCAGAGUUUGAUGCUGAAAACUUUUAUCCACUUGCAGAAGAGUCAGGUGGUAAUAAGAAUAAAAUGGUCCCCAUAUUUUCCAGCUCAACUAAAAGAACCCUUGAAUUCCCAGAUGCAUAUGAUUAUUUCUUCACAGAUUCCCCUGUCCAUUCAGAUGAAGAUGAGAAUGACAAUCCACUGAUCAAAGAAGUGACAUGGUAUGACCAUAAGUCUUCCAACCAUGAUCCUGUUCCUGAAAGCAAUUUAUAUCCACUUGUUGAAGAGUCAGUUGGUAUUAAGGAUAAAAUGGUUCCCAUAUUUUCCUGUUCCCGCUCAGCUAACAGAAACCUUGAGUUCCCAGAGGCAUAUGAUUAUUUCUUCCCAGAUUCCCCUGGACAUUCAGAUGAAGAUGAUGAGAAUGACAAUUCAGUGAUCAAAGUGAUCACACGGUAUGACCACAAGUCUUCCCGCCAUGAUCCUGUUGCACCACCAGACAUGUAUGAGCACUUCUAUUCUGAAGAACAUUUUCAGAACAACUUCCUCUGGACAAAUCCUCUUUCAUUUAGAAGAGUUCGACGCACAGGUUUUACAGUCCCUGAAGAUAAUUCAUGUUCCUGGGCACUCGCCCCUGUGAAGCCAUUCCCAAAAGGAAUUCAACCUAUCAAUGUUAUUGGCCUUGAAAACAAACCAUUCCCAGAUCCUUUGCUCCUCAGCAUAGAGAACUGCAUCUACCAGCAGCUAGCUGAGCAACAGAAGCAAUGUAAUGAGAUGCAGACAGCAGUUGCUGAUCCGAGGUUGGAUGCCCCAUUCCUGCCUCUUAAACAGGCAGAUAUGUGCUUGGUUUGCAUAGCUUUUGCCUCUUGGGUGCUGAAAUCGACCAGUUCAGGAACAGACGCAUGGAAAGCUGCUCUUCUCGCGAACGUCAGUGCACUCUCGGCCAUACGAUACCUACGGAGACACAAGAGGGAGGAGGUUUCUGGGAAAACUACUUUGCGUCAGAUAGAGCCUCCAUAACCCCAUUAUAGCUCACCCAAUGUCCCAGAUAUCAUUUCAGUCACAUCACCCUUUUUCCAUGUAAUCCAAAAAGGUGUUGAAUGAAUGUCAAACACUUCAUGUAGGACAUUUUCCAUGUUUCUCAGUGCUUUUCAUUUACCGUUGAUGAACUCAGUUGAAAACAAUAUACAGUAUACAGUGCUGUUAAAAAGUAUUUGCCCCAUCCUGAUUUCUUCUAUUUUUGUGGAUAUCUCAUACUAAAUUGUUUCAAAAUUAAAACAAAAUGUAACAUAAAACAAAGGAAAUCUGAGUAAACACAAAAUACAGGUUUUAAAUGAUAAUGUUAUUUAUUGAAGCAAAAAAGUUAUCCAAUACCAACUGGGCCUGUGUGAUAAAGUAUUUGCCCUUGGUUAUUAAAUCCCCAAAUCUAUUAAACUGCAUUCAUAAUGGAGUUCAGCUGGACUAGACACACCCAGGCCUGGUUACUGUCAGCCCUGUUCAAUCAAAUCAACACCUAAAUAGAACUUUUUCAGCAGCAUGAAGUUGGCUAAAAGGUCUCACCCAGUAGCACACUAUGCCAAGGUCGAAAGAAAUUCCAGAAAUGAUGAGGAAAAAGUUGAUUGAAAUACAUCAGUCUGGGAAGAGUUACAAAGCUAUUUCAAAGGCUCUGGGACUCCAAAGAACCACAGUGAGAGCCAUUAUCACCAAAUGGAGAAAACCUGGCACAGUAGUGAACCUUCCCAGAAGUGGCCGACCUUCCAAAAUUCCUCCAAGAGCAUAGUGACAACUCAUCCAGGAAGUCACAAAAAAGCCAAGGACAACAUCCAAGGAACUGCAGGCCUCCCUCGCAUCAAUAAAGGUUACUGUUCAUGACUCCAGUAUCAGAAAAACACUGGCCAAAUAUACCAUCCAUGGAAGAGUGGCGAGGUAAAAACCACUGCUAACCCCGAAGAACAUUAAGGCACGUCUGAAUUUUGCCAAAACACACCUUGAUGAUCCUCAAAGCUUUUGGGAGAAUGUUCUGUGGAUUGAUGAGUUGAAAGUGAAACUGUGUUGAAGACAGUGGUCCCAUUACAUCUGGUGUAAAUCAAACACAGAAUUCCACAAAAAGAACAUCAUACCUACGGUCUAGCAUGGUGGUAGUAGUGUGAUGGUGUGGGGAUGCUUUGCUGCUUCAGGGCCAGGGCGACUUGCAAUAACUGAGGGAAACAUGAAUUCUGCUCUCUACCAGAAAAUCCUAAAGGAGAACGUCUGGUCAUCAGUCCGUGAGUUGAAGCUCAAGCACAACUGGAUUAUGCAGCAAGACAAUGAUCCAAAGCAUAGAAGUAAGUGCACCUCUGAAUGGCUCAAAAUAAGAAAAAUGUAAGUUUUUGAGUGGUCUUGUCAAAGUCCUGACUUGAACCUGAUUGAGAUGCUGUGGCAGGACCUUAAAUUGGCAGUUCAUGCUUGAAAACUCUCCAAUGUGGCUGAACUAAAGCAUUUCUGCAAAGAAGAGUGGGCCAAAAUUCCACCACAGCAUUGUGAAAGACUGAUAUCCAGGUAUUGGAGGUGUUUGGUUGCAGUUGUUGCUGUUAAAGGUGGCACACUAUUAAGUUUAAGGUGGCAGUUCAUUUUUCACAUGGGUGAUAUAGGUGUUGGAUAACUUUUUUGCUUCAAUAAAAAUAUAUAUAUUUGAAAACUGUAUUUUGUGUUUACUCAAGUUGCCUUUGUUUUAUGUUAUAUCUUGUUUGAAGAUCUAAAACAAUUUACUAUGAAAAAUACACAAAAAUAGAAGAAACCAGGAAGGGGGCAAAUAAUACAUGAGAUCAGGCCAGUGGAAGUAUAUUUAUAAUAUUCUUGCAAAAUUUUUUGUUUCAGUACAAGCUCAUCAGCAUAUUCACACUUAACAUGAACAAAGUGAUUUAUGAAAUGACCAAAGCCUUUAUUAAAGAUGUUCUGCAUUCACUGCUUUACAAAUACGGUGAAUGCUUUUGUGUGUUGUGAAGAGAGAAGCAUUAGGUGUUGAUGCAUAUGUUUAAUAGUAUGAUGCUGAUGAAAGCACUAGGAUGGAGAUAGCAUGUCUAAAGUGUACUUUUGGAGAGUUUUAAAGGAAAGAGUUUGUGUGUUUGUGCAAAUGGACAGUUAAUAUAUUGUGAUAUUAUUGAGAUGCUGGAAUCUGGAUCCAAAUUAUUCUUUGGUGUAUUUUAUACACCUAAAAAUAAAGGCACACCCCCAUGUGAUGCUACUUCAGGUCUGAAAAUGUAAAAAAAAAAAAAAAAAAAAAAAUAUAUAU
Molecule: messenger RNA, 6443 nt
Organism: Myxocyprinus asiaticus (Chinese sucker)
Lineage: Eukaryota; Metazoa; Chordata; Actinopteri; Cypriniformes; Catostomidae
Gene: perm1a
Product: PPARGC1 and ESRR induced regulator, muscle 1
Exons: 4
Coding region: 137-4192 (1351 amino acids)
Biological process (GO): response to muscle activity; regulation of DNA-templated transcription
Cellular component (GO): nucleus; cytoplasm
Source: RefSeq, a predicted model, not a curated record